This is a messenger RNA of Monascus purpureus, 384 nucleotides long. NCBI's taxonomy places the organism in Eukaryota, Fungi, Ascomycota, Eurotiomycetes, Eurotiales, Aspergillaceae. The record is from the annotation of a GenBank genome assembly.
AUGACACUGCAGCAUAUGAUGCUCAUUGAUAGUAUCCUGACUAUGCUGGGUACAACAGUCAUGAAAGAAUAUGAAUGCCGCAUUGCUGCAAUCAAUGCAGUGAUUGCAGUCUGUGAUGCAGAAGAGGGUGCUCCCUCACAGCCUGGUGCGCUGCAAAAACGCUCUGUCGAUGCUGUUGAUACACCACCUGCUUCUUCUCUGCCUAAGAGACAAAAGUCUACCCUUUUAGAUGAGAGUGACGACAGGUUUUCUCAAGCCAUCGCUUCGGUUUGCGUCAAAUCUCAAGAAGAAAGACCAACGAUAUGCUUUAUCUGUCUUGGUAAUGCUAAACUGCCAGAAAGUGAACGCCUGAAAAUGUACAAAAAUCCCGGGUCCCUCAGCUGA